GGUUUGAUUUACUGACACAUAGACAAAGAACAUCUGACUGUACAUAAAUAAUUACAUAUCAGAUCAGGCAUUAGAAUUAACACAGUUACUUACAUGUUGUUGCAUUACUGUCGAGUCCAUAUCAUAAAAGUCAGUUUACAAAGCCUGCGCUGAAAUGCGAUUGAUUUACCAAAGAAUCCACAGUGAAAUACUGAAUACUAAUAAAUAAAGCUCAACUGAAACGUUCACAUUGUUGAAAAUAAAUAACCAUAUUCCUAGAAUGAGGAUCCUUUAAAAGGUAAUGUUAUAGUCCUGUAUCGCUCUUCUCUCCUCGUCAUCUCACUAACACGCCAGUGGGCGGGGCUAACGUUGCAAUGAUGAAGUAGCCAUUGAUUUCUUCUGCAGAGGCGGCGUUUUACCUAUAGAUAGGCACAUUCCAGGAUCCAUCAUUCAAUGAGCCUGGUAUCAGUAAAAGCUUUUAUUGGACUAACAAGGAAGUUUUCAGUUCUGAAACUUACAGGAUAUUCUUAUAGUACGAUGACCUCUUAUAUAUCAAAAACUCAAAGAAAAGUUGAUUUCUCAAUUCAUGGCCCCUUUAAUAUUUUCAAUAAUUUACUAUUCUUGACAUCUUUUUUUUUUUCUUCAUAAUUUUUGAAAUAGAUGAACUGUUAAAUGAGAGAUCUUAAGAUUAGACCCUGUAUGCAUUCAAUUUGAUUUAUUAUAAACUUGACAGGUGAUUUUUAUAAAAUGUAGUUUGAUCUUCUCAGUUGUUUAAAAGAUUUAGAAGAAGGCAAUUAUCCAAGUUUGAUAAAAUGUUUAAUUUUCCAAUAAAAGAUUAUUAAUUUUAACAUGAUUUGUGACAUUAAAUUAUCGCUUAGCAGAUUUUGACUUAUAACUAAAAUUACCUUCAUUCUAUUUAUCUUCAGUAAAAUCACACAAUGAACUCAAACAGUUUGCCCAUUGUCAGAGUACUGUCACCCCGUUCUUAUGAGACAGUAUUUGUCAAUCCUAAUAAUGUUAAAAAUGUUUAAAACGUAGAUGAAAAACAGAGUCUUAAAAUCUCUAAAACUAAAAAUCUGCACUUGUCUGACUGGUUGGAUCAGCAGCCAAGUGUGCGCUUUGAAUAACUUAACUGUGUGUUUGCCUGUUGGUAUGUGGACACACCUGUUUCCAGGAGGUCUCCACUUCAUAGUGUGCAAUACGCCACAUUCUCUGCGGAAGAGAACUGAGACAAAAAACAUCGGGGAAAAGAAAAGGACAGACGAGAGGUUCGUUUUUAAAGGAGUAUCUAUGUUUACUAUGUCAUUUCCUGGUGAAUUCCUGUCAGAGGAGCAGUUUACCUGUUCCAUUUGCCUAGACGUCUUCACCAAUCCUGUGUCCACACCCUGCGGCCACAGCUUCUGUUCAUCAUGCAUCACUUCCUACUGGGAGGGCCAGGGAAAAAGCUGCUUCUGUCCUCUGUGCAAGGAAAGCUUCCGCAAGCGCCCUGAGCUCCACAUCAAUCACACGCUCAAGGAGAUCACAGAGCAGUUUAAACGGAUGGCAGAGACCACGAUGAGCGCACCCAGAAGUGCACCUGCUGAUUUACCCUCCAAUCCUUUCUCUGCAGCGAAGCCUGGAGGGCAGCACAGACCGGUAGCGCUACCCAGUGGGCUAUUGCCAGAGAUGAAGAGCCGCUUCCAAAGAACAUCAUCCAGUGAGCUUUUGGCAUCCCAUGAUGCUUCUUCUCUGCCUCCAGCCAAGACACCUAAACGAAACUUUAGCGUGCAUGGAGUGAGUGGAGCAGGUUCCAAUGGGCCACAGUGUCCCAGGCAUGGGUAUAGUUUGGAGCUGUUCUGCAAGUCUGAUCAAACAUGUAUUUGCACAAUAUGUGCAGAAAGGGAACAUUACGGGCAUUCUGUGAUGGAGGCCAAGAGAGAGAUGAAUAUUAAGAAGUCCCAGUUGCGUAUCUUGGAGGUGGAGCUACAAGGAUUGAUCACAGUCAGAGAGAAGAAGAUAGAAGAGAUCCAAACAUCACUUGCAGAAAUUCAAGUGAAUGCAGAGCGAGAGAAAGCAGGAACAAUGAGUAUGUUUGCUGAGUUGAUGAAAGCUGUUGAGAAGUCCCAGGCUGAACUUCUGGAGGUGGUGGAGAUGGGACAGCGGGCUGCCGAACUGCGCUCUCAGGCCUUUAUACGUGAGCUGCAAACAGAGAUCUCAGAACUUAAACAAAGAUGCAGCAACCUUAACCAGCUGACCCAAUCCCAAGAUCAUCUUACCUUCUUCAAGACAUAUCCAGCCUAUAGUAGUUUACCUGUGACAAAGAGCUGGGCAGAAGUGGCCUUGACCCCUGACCCCACUGCAGGGGCAGUGCUGAGAAAUGUCACUCAGAUGGUAGAGGAGGUUCAGGAAAGGCUGAGGAGACUGUCAGCGAUCUGUUUGUACACUUCCACGGAAAACUCACAGGAAUUACAUCAACAAAAGGUGUGGAGAGCGCCGGAAUAUGCAAUGGACGUGACCCUAGAUCGAGACUCAGCCCAUCCACGUCUGAUCAUCUCUGAGGAUGGUAAGCAGGUGCGCUGCAGUGACCGCUACCAGAUGGUGCCAGACACACUCGAACGGUUUGACCGUGUGGUGUGUGUACUUGGCCGCCAAAGUAUCAGCUCUGGCUGCCAUUACUGGGAGGUCUUGGUGGGUGAGAAGACGGAUUGGGAUUUGGGCAUUGCCAGCCGCUCUAUCAACAGGAAAGGAAAAAUAGCUGCAAACCCAGCUAAUGGAUUUUGGUUCCUAAGUUUGCGUGACAAGAAUGAAUAUGUCUUUCGCACAGAACCAUCAACGCCUAUAAACAUAACCCCAAAACCGCAGAGCGUCGGUGUGUAUGUGGACUAUGAAAAAGGUCAAUUGUCCUUUUAUAAUGCGGAGACAAAGUCACUGAUAUUUACAUUCAUAGACACCUUUACAGAGACUUUAUAUCCUUUCUUCAGCCCAUGCACCAACAAAUCUGGCAAAAAUGAGGCACCCCUUAUCAUAUGCCCUGCCUAUUCAGCUGAUCCAAGCUGGCUGACUGAAAAAUGACAGAAUAGUGGUAUGAAAAAAAGAAAUAUAGCUCACAGGUUUUAUUUUCUUUAGUUAUAUUUAAUUCCAAUCCAAAUGAUAUUUUUUUUAUGGUUUUAAUUUACAAUUCAUGUGAUCAUUUCAUUGAUUUCAUUGCUUUAUAUAUAUAUUCAACAAAACAUUAAACAGUUCAUCUUUAUAGAUUUAUGAAAGGUUUGAAAUUGAAAUUUAAUUUGACACUGAAUACAACAUUGGGUGCUGAUGUUAUAUGUAGUUAUAAUUGUAAAAUAACCUCCCAUUUAAUUUGUAUUUAGCUUAACCAUGCAUUAAAAAUGUAUAAUGUUCAAAUAUGUGUUUGGUAUGUUACAGUAAAACAACAAUAAAUGUGAAUAAUAAUAAAAGUUAAAUCUGUAUACAGUA
This is a messenger RNA of Ctenopharyngodon idella (grass carp), 3429 nucleotides long. RefSeq names its product bloodthirsty-related gene family, member 1 (gene btr01). Bases 1018 to 3030 code for a protein of 670 amino acids. Gene Ontology annotation, molecular function: zinc ion binding; protein binding. NCBI's taxonomy places the organism in Eukaryota, Metazoa, Chordata, Actinopteri, Cypriniformes, Xenocyprididae. The transcript is spliced from 8 exons. The record is from RefSeq and is a predicted model, not a curated record.